Dalotia coriaria is the source of this 2124-nucleotide messenger RNA. RefSeq names its product Runt related A (gene RunxA). The record is from RefSeq and is a predicted model, not a curated record. Gene Ontology annotation, molecular function: ATP binding; RNA polymerase II cis-regulatory region sequence-specific DNA binding; DNA-binding transcription factor activity, RNA polymerase II-specific. The transcript has 5 exons. Gene Ontology annotation, biological process: regulation of DNA-templated transcription. Bases 16 to 1494 code for a protein of 492 amino acids. Gene Ontology annotation, cellular component: nucleus. NCBI's taxonomy places the organism in Eukaryota, Metazoa, Arthropoda, Insecta, Coleoptera, Staphylinidae.
CGCAGCGAAGUCACGAUGCAUCUGACAGCGACGAACACCUCCAACAGCCAGACGGCGACCGGCGCCGCCGCCUCACCGGAGGGCACCAAUAUCAUCAACGACACCUACAGCAAGAUGACGUCGGACAUCCUCGCCGAACGUACCCUCAAUGAUUUCCUCUCCGAACAUCCUGGCGAGUUGGUGCGCACCGGUAGUCCGCUGUUCGUGUGCACCGUCUUACCGCCGCAUUGGCGGUCGAAUAAAACUCUACCGGUGGCAUUCAAAGUAGUCGCGUUGGGGGACAUCGGCGACGGGACGGUGGUCACUGUGCGCGCCGGAAAUGAUGAGAAUUACUGCGCUGAGUUGAGGAACUGCACCGCCGUGAUGAAGAACCAAGUGGCGAAAUUCAACGAUCUGCGCUUCGUGGGCCGCAGUGGACGAGGCAAAAGUUUCACGUUAACGAUCACCGUGUCGACGUCGCCGCCCCAAAUUGCCACCUACAAUAAGGCCAUCAAAGUCACCGUCGACGGGCCGCGCGAGCCCAGAUCCAAAACGAUGCUUUCCCUUCUAGGACAGCAGCAGCAGUUCCACUUCGCUUUCGGCCAGCGGCCGUUCCCGUUCGCCGCGUCGGACCCUCUGACCGGCUUCCGAAUGCCUCCGAUCGGAAAUUGCAACAACAUGCCGCAAUUCGGGCUCACAUCAACGAACUCCCAUUGGGGCUACAGCGCGGCGAGCGCGUACUCCCCGUACUUCACACCCAGCUCCUUGGGGUCCUGUCCAGCACCUUCCUCCUCGCAGUUCAACACUCCAGCGUUGGGUUUCUCCGGGGCCGCGCCUGACCAGACCACCACUCAGGACGCGUUCGCAUCAGUAUUACCAGAUACGGGUUCCUCGGACCUGGAUCAACACCUUGGGUUAGUCGCAACGCAAACCCACACCGGCGGUCAGAAUCAAAACAGCUCCUCGCUGCUGGUACCACGUUAUCCAUCCAAUAACGACUUCAGUCUGUCGGGUUCGCGUUCCCUCAGCGACAACUCCAGCACAGCGGAGAGCCCCGUCCAGGAAGACAUCCUCAGCCAAACCCCCCUGGGUGCUUCUGCAAAUGUCAACCACCCGAACAACUCCAGCAACUUCCAGUUGCAUCAAAACAUGGCCCCAACGACGUAUGCUUCAGGCAACUGUAAUAAUUCGUUGUACCCUGUACUACCAGCAAGUUUACUCUACUCUCAACUCUACUCAGCUGCGAAUCAGUCUCAUAAUUUCCACUCCCUGCAUUCACACUCCUCGCAAGGACACGCCAAUGAUUUGCAGAGCGUUAUGGAUCAACUCUCCACAACAAAUCAGCGACAUGGCACGCACGGUACGCAGAUGAACAACGGCAGCACCGAUUUGCUUCUCACCAACUCAGCGUCCUGUGCAGCCGCAGCUCAGCGACAAGACGACGCACGGCUCAACGCCAAUCAACAGCGAGGUCCAGCCGCACACAACACCGACGCAGUGUGGCGCCCAUACUAAAAAUAUCCAAAGAUGUACAAAAACUUAAUUAAUUAUCAUCAAUCAUCCAAAGUCAUACAACCUAAAAAAAGUGAGCCAAUGUAUACAUUAGCGUAAGUUCUACCUUCUAACGAAUAAAAAUAAAUUUUUUGUAUAAUAAAUGCUCGGAAUGGACGCAAGUUUAAACGCUAAGUGCAAUAUAAAGCCAAAAAAGUUUUAAUUAAUUUUAAACAAAUCAACUAGUUAAUUACGUGUAUAAAUAACAGUUAAUUACGUAUUUAAUGAAUUAUUACAUUAAACAAACCACUAAUCGUAAACCGAUUUAGGCGAUAAGGGAAUUAAAGUGCAAACAACAACAUUUUUGACGAUGUGUGCGGACAAAAGUGAAGUGAAAGCGUGGAAAUGAUGGAAAACUAGGUUGAUGUUUUAAAUCUCACUGUUAUUUAUUGCAUAUGAACUCUUACUGAUAGCAUUAUUAAGGUGUGAUACCAAGGACUAACCGAACUAACCAUAAAUACAUAAAUGUGAAAUGUAUACAAAAGGCAAUAUUAAAUAUGCUACUAAAGAUCAUGGGGCUGUUAGUAUAAUAACUAGACACAUCUCAAAACUUUUCAUUUUUUAACUAAUUUAAUUUAUUUCAUUAUAAACAAU